UUAUUCACUGUACUUCGCUUGAGCUCCUGCAAUCAGAACAAUGACUCCGGACUGGAGGCAGUGUUAGCUCUAGAAUGCACUGCACAUCACUGGCAGUUUUUACUCACUAUAGUCGGUUUUAAAAUACUUUUCAAUGCACAAGCAGUAAAUAUGUGGAUACCGACAGAACACGAAAAAUACGGGGUCGUGCUGGCCAGUUUUCGGGGGACCCUGCAGCAUGGCCUGCCCUUGGAGAUCGGGGAUACGGUGCAGAUACUGGAGAAGUGUGAAGGGUGGUACAGAGGGUUUGUGCUGAAGAACCCCAGUGCCAAGGGGAUUUUCCCGUCCAGCUAUAUUCACUUGAAAAAUGCGCAGAUCAAGAACAAGGGGCAGUUCGAGACGGUCAUUCCGACCGAGGAUUCCAUCGUCACGGAGAUGACGUCCACCUUGAGGGACUGGGGCACCAUGUGGAAGCAGCUCUACGUGAAGAGCGAGGGGGACCUGUUCCACCGGCUCUGGCACGUGAUGAACGAGGUGCUGGACCUGCGGAGACAGGUGCUGGUGGGUCACCUGACCCACGACCGCAUGAAGGACGUCAAGCAGCACAUCACCGCCCGGCUGGACUGGGGCAACGAGCAGCUGGGCCUGGACCUGGUCCCCAGGAAGGACCUGAGCAUGGUGGACCCCGAUGACAUCAGCGUCACGGAGCUCUACAAACUGAUGGAGCACCGUCAUGGGAAGAAGGACACUGCGCUCCCUGUCAGCACACAUCACCUGUUCCUGCAGAUGAAGAGUCUGAUGAGCUCCAACCUGGGGGAGGAGCUGGAGGUGUACUUCUUCAUCUACGACAGCCGAGAGACCCGCCCCCUCAGUGAAAGGUUCUUUGUGAGACUCAAUAAACAAGGAGUGCCCAAAUCCCCAGAGAAAACUGAGCGGCACUGCACCCUUUUCAUAGACUUGGGGAGCAGUGAUCUUAGAAAAGAUGUAUAUAUUGUAGUCCACAUUAUAAGAAUAGGGCGCAUGGGGGCGGGGGAGAAGAAGAACGUGUGCAGUGUUCAGUACAGAAGACCGUUCGGUUGCGCUGUGGUCAGCAUUGCUGACCUCCUCACUGCAGACUCCAAGGAUGACCACCUGCUCAAGGUUUACGCCUGUAACACGGAGAGCGAGUGGUAUCAGGUGCAUGAGAACAUCAUUCGGAAGAUUAACUCCAGAUACAACCUCUCGGGCUCCAACACCGGCCUUGCUGUCACCCUGCAGCUCCUCCAUGGGGACAUAGAGCAGAUCAGGAGGGAGUACAUGGUGCUGUUCACCCGGGGCGUGUCCAUCACCCGGAAACUGGGCUUCUCUGAUGUCAUAAUGCCAGGUGAGAUGCGGAAUGAUCUGUACAUCACGCUGGAGAGAGGGGAGUUUGAGAAAGGGGGGAAGAGCGUGGCCAGAAACGUGGAGGUUGCUGUGCAUGUUCUGGACUCUGAGGGCCAGGUGCUCAAGAACUAUGUCUCGGCGGGCUCCGGGGAGCUGGGGGGCGACCAGUUCCACUCCUUCGUGCUGUACCACAACAACAGCCCGCGCUGGGCGGAGCAGAUCAAACUGCCCAUCCCCGUGGACACCUUCAGAGGGUCGCACGUCCGCUUCCAGUUCCGCCACUGCUCCACGAAAGAGAGGGGGGAGAAGAAGCUGUUUGGCUUUUCCUUCGCGCCCCUGAUGCAGGAGGACGGGCGCACGCUGCCCGACGGCACCCACGAGCUCAUCGUGCACAAGUGUGAGGAGAGCGCUAACCUGCAGGACCCGGCACGCUACCUCCAGCUCCCCUUCUCCAAAGGAAGCCUCCCUGGCGGCGGCCAGGCGGUGAAGAGCAGCAAGGAGUCCUUCUGGAUCACGUCCUACCUGUGCUCCACCAAGCUGACCCAGAACGGGGACAUGCUGGAUCUGCUGAAAUGGAGAGCUCACCCAGAGAGGAUCGGCGACAGUCUGUCCAAGCUGAAGGAAAUUGACGGCUCAGAGAUAGUCAAGUUUCUACAAGACACCCUGGACACGCUGUUCGGCAUCCUUGACGAGAACUCCCAAAGACACGGGCUGAAAGUUUUUGACUGCCUGGUUCACAUCAUAAACCUGCUGCAGGACAGCAAGUUCCAGCACUUUAAACCCGUCAUGGACACCUACAUCGAGAGCCACUUCUCCGGAGCGCUAUCUUACAGGGAUCUUCUCAAGGUGCUGAAGUGGUACAUGGACCGCAUCAUCGACGCAGAGCAUCAAGGCCACAUCCAGCAAAUCCUCAAGGCGACGGAGUACAUCUUCAAAUACAUCAUCCAGUCGCGCCGGCUGUUCUCCCGCGCCACGGGCGGCCAGAGCCAGGAGGAGUUCCGCUGCUGCGUGCACGAGCUGUUCAUGUCCGUGCGCUUCUUCCUGUCGCAGGAGAGCAAGGGCACCAGCUCCCUGUCCCACACGCAGGCGGUGUUCCUGCGGACCUUCCCCGCCGUGUACUGUGAGCUGCUGAAGGUGUUCAGCGUGCGGGAGGUGGCCAGCCUGGUGUGUGAGACGCUGGGCAGCCUGCCCGUCCUCUCCCAGGCACAGUGCCCCCUGGAGGCCGUCAAGCUGCAGUGCAUCGCCAAGACCGUGGAGAGCCAGCUGUACACCAACCCCGAGUCGCGGUGCGUGCUGUUGCCGGUGGUGCUGCGGCACCUUCAGGCUCACCUGCAGGAGCAGAGAGACCUGGUCAUGUGCGCCCGCGUCCUCAGCGCCAUGUUCUGCCACAUCACACAGGAGGGCAACGAGGUAUCCGCGUGUGAAGAGGUGUCGGUGACCGUGGAGAGUCUGCUGAGCGUGCUGCUGAGGACCAUCCUGGAGAUCACCAACCGGCCCCAGCCCACGGCCUCCGCCCUGCGCCUGCAGUUCCAGGACGUCACGGGGGAGUUUGUGGCCUGUCUCCUGACUCUGCUCCGACAGAUGACAGAUAAACACUACCAACAGCUUCUGGACAGGUUCGCCAGUAAAGAUGACCUGAGGGACUUCCUCCUGCAGCUCUUCACGGUCUUCCGGAUUCUUAUCCGGCCGGAGAUGUUCCCCAAAGACUGGACCGUCAUGCGGUUGGUCACCAACAACGUCAUCAUCACUACAGUUCUGUACCUGUCAGACUCUCUGAGGAAGAAUUUCCUGAGCGAGAAGUUUGAUUAUAAGGUGUGGGACUCGUACUUUUACCUGUCGGUGAUCUUCAUCAACCAGCCCUGUCUGCAGCUGGAGACCUUCUCCCCCUCCAAGAGGAAGAAUGUUCUAGAAAAGUACGGGGACAUGAGGGUGAUGAUGGGUUGUGAGAUCUUCAGCAUGUGGCAGAACCUGGGGGAGCACAAGCUAAACUUCAUCCCGGCGAUGAUUGGCCCAUUCCUGGAGGUGACCCUGGUCCCACAGCCAGACCUCCGCAACGUCAUGAUCCCCAUCUUCCACGACAUGAUGGACUGGGAACAGCGCAGGAGUGGGAACUUCAAACAGGUGGAGGCCAAGCUGAUCGAUAAGCUGGACAGCCUGAUGUCGGACGGCCGGGGGGACGAGACCUACAGGGAGCUCUUCAACAGCAUAAUACCACUGUUUGGCCCGUACCCUAGCCUGUUGAAGAAGAUUGAGAGGGAGACGUGGAGAGAGAGCGGAGUCUCUCUGAUCGCCACCGUCACACGACUGAUGGAGAGGCUCCUGGAUUACAGGGACUGUAUGAAGGUGGGGGAGGUGGAUGGUAAAAAGAUGGGCUGCACAGUCAGUCUGCUGAACUUCUACAAAACAGAGCUCAACAAGGAGGAGAUGUACAUCCGCUACAUACACAAGCUCUAUGACCUGCACCUGAAGGCUCAGAACUACACAGAGGCCUCCUACACCCUGCUGCUGUACGACGAGCUGCUGGAGUGGGCAGAGCGUCCGCUCAGAGAGUUCCUCACCUACCCCAUGCAGAGCGAGUGGCAGAGGAAGGAGUACCUGCACCUGUCAAUCAUACAGAACUUCCACAGGGGCAAGUGCUGGGAGAACGGGGUGAUUCUGUGCAGGGAGCUGGCAGACCAGUACGAGGCCUACUACGACUACCGCAACCUCAGCAAGAUGAAGGUGAUGGAGGCGUCCUUAUACGACAAGAUCAUGGACCAGCAGCGCCUGGAGCCCGAAUUCUUCAGGGUGGGCUUCUACGGCAAGAAGUUCCCCUUCUUCUUACGGAAUAAGGAGUUUGUGUGUCGGGGUCAUGACUACGAGCGCUUGGAGGCGUUCCAGCAGCGCAUGCUGAACGAGUUCCCCCACGCCAUCGCCAUGCAGCACGUCAACCAGCCCGACGACACCAUCUUCCAGGCCGAGGCCCAGUACCUGCAGAUCUACGCGGUCGUCCCCAUCCCGGAGGGCCAGGACGUCCUGCAGAGGGACGGGGUCCCCGACAACAUCAAGAGCUUCUACAAGGUCAACCACAUCUGGAAGUUCCGCUACGACCGGCCCUUCCACAAGGGCACCAAGGACAAGGAGAACGAGUUCAAGAGCCUGUGGGUGGAGAGGACCACACUAACUCUGGUGCAGAGUCUGCCUGGCAUCUCACGCUGGUUCGAGGUGGAGAAACGGGACGUGGUGGAGAUAAGCCCGCUGGAGAACGCGAUGGAGGUGAUCGAGAACAAGAACCAGCAGUUGAGGACGCUGAUCUCGCAGUGCCAGGCCCGGCAGAUGAACAACGUCAGCCCCCUGACCAUGUGCCUGAACGGAGUCAUCGACGCCGCCGUCAACGGCGGACUCACCCGCUACCAGGAGGCCUUCUUCGCGAAGGACUACGUGGCCAGCCACCCGGAGGACGGCGAGAAGAUCGCGCGGCUACGAGAACUCAUGUUCGAGCAGGCACACAUCCUGGAGUACGGCCUGGCUGUGCACGAUAAAUUCGUGCCCCCGGACAUGCGGCCCCUGCACAAGAAGCUGGUGGAUCAGUUCCACCUGAUGAAGUCCAGUCUGGGAAUCCAGGAGUUUCCUCCGUACGUGUGCUCCAGUCCGGUGUUGUUUCCUAACGGCAGCCCUCGCUCCUGCAGAAUGUCCAUCCCCAGCGUCCUGAGCCCCGACGGCCCCCGCGUGCUGACCAGACGCAGUCCGCUCAGCUACCCGCCGGUGAACCGCUACUCCUCCUCCUCGCUCUCCUCGCAGGCCUCCAACGAGGUCAGCAACAUCACGGGCCAAUCGGAGAGCUCCGACGAGGUCUUCAACAUGCAGCCCAGCCCGUCCACCUCCAGCCUCAGCUCCAAUCACUCUGCAUCUCCCAACGUCACCAGCUCCACCCCCUCCAGUGCCAGAGGGUCCCCCCUCCUGUCUGACAAACACAAGCAGUCCAGAGAGAACUCCUGCCUCUCACCCAGGGACAGAGUCUGUAACGCCAUCUACCCCACGCCCCUGGACCCCACACAGAGAACGACUCCACACCAGACAGGGGAAAACUCCUUACCCCGCGGGGACCCCAAUCUCCCUACCCCGGACAAAGUAGUGCUCCCCACCUCAACGAUCUGGAGCCUAGACUGUGUUAAAGAAGCUAACACACAGUUUUCAGACACUGUCGGGAAGUUGGUAUCGCCCCCUCUCCCGCCUAGGCCACCGUACCCAGGGUCGCCGGGGAGGAACCUGAUCUCCGCGACUCCUGCGCCUCCUCCCAGGUCACCUCAGAAGGCCCUGCCCCCCUGCACCCCGUCCCCUACAGAGGCGCACCCCGGGGGGCUGGCGUCGGGCCUGUCGGGCAGCUACAGCAGCGGCAUCUCCUCCCUGAGCCGCUGCAGCGCCCCGGAGACGCCCUGCGACCACGCCCCGCUCACGCCCUCCGUCUCCGACGAGCUGUUCCGGCACGCCAGCAAGACCCCGCCGCCCUACAGCGUGUACGAGCGGAGCAACCCGCGCCGGCCCGUCCCCCUGCCCCACAUCCUGUCUGUGGCCCCCGGGCUGCAGCCCCCCGCCCUGCCCCCCAAACCCCACCAGCUCCGCCCCGCCAAGCUGGAGCCCGACCCCUUCCCCCGGCCCCGGCCCCUGCCCAGGAAGGUGUCCCAGCUGUAG
Conger conger (European conger) is the source of this 6012-nucleotide messenger RNA. RefSeq names its product dedicator of cytokinesis 4 (gene dock4a). Bases 151 to 6012 code for a protein of 1953 amino acids. Gene Ontology annotation, biological process: small GTPase-mediated signal transduction; cell chemotaxis. The record is from RefSeq and is a predicted model, not a curated record. The transcript is spliced from 53 exons. Gene Ontology annotation, molecular function: small GTPase binding; guanyl-nucleotide exchange factor activity. NCBI's taxonomy places the organism in Eukaryota, Metazoa, Chordata, Actinopteri, Anguilliformes, Congridae. Gene Ontology annotation, cellular component: cytoplasm; plasma membrane.